AGUAUAGUUGACUUACAACGCUGUGUUAAUUUCUGGUGUACAGCAAAGUGAUUCAGUUAUGUGUACAUGUAUUCUUUUUCACAUUAUUUUUCAUUAUGGUUUAUUACAGGAUAUUGAAUGUAGUUCCCUGUAUCUAUUCUCUUCAUAAUGAAGUCUCACUUAUGAAAUAAUGGGACUUAAAUUUAUGCCUCUGAUACAGAUUUUUACUUUUUUGAAACUUGUUAUCUUUCCAAGAAACUAUUAAUCUGUAUGGGUCACGUGAUGGUUGACCAGGUCCUGAGCUCACUGUGUCCAAUUUUUUCUGUUUCAGAGCAGUUUGUGCUGGAUUUGCAAAUGUGGUUUUAUCCUGUGGCUGUUAUCUUCAGUGUCUUCUUUCUGUGCCAUUAGUUAGUUAUGUUUCCUCAGAUGCCUGUUCUCGUUUUUGUUGUUGGAGGCAGCGUGGAUCAGUGGCGAAGGUCGUGCCCUCUGAAGUCAGCCUGCCUGCCUGUCAAGUUCGUUUCCUCCUGUGUAAAAUGGAGAUAAUAAUAGUCUAUUUCAGGAGUUUACAACUUUUCCUGUAAAGAGCCAGAUAGUAAGUAUUUUGGGUUUUGUGGGUCAAGAGUCAAAAUCUAGGAAAACAAAGUCUUAUAAAGAAAUUCAAAAUAUAAUCCUACAAUAUUUUGUAAUGCGAGUCCACUGAUGAAAGGAAUGGAUACCAUUUUGCAUAAUUGAGGUUCAGAGUUAGUGUUCCUCGUCAUCAGCGUUGCAAACAUGUAUCUCAUAGUGGUUCAGGCCAUGAGAGCAGAGGAAGUUCACUGUUGACAUUGCUGAUGGAUUCAGUAGAUGCAGUGUGGUGAGAGAUGCAGAUGUUUUCCUCAGCAUAUUUGUAGGUGAAUAGUGCAGUGCAGACUCACAGCCUGUGAGCACUUUCUCUCUCUCUUUUUUUUUUAAAUUAAUUAAUUAAUUUAUUUUUGGCUGUGUUGCGUUGCUGCGCGCGGGCUUUCUCUAGUUGCAGCAAGCGGGGGCUACUCUUCAUUGCGGUGCUCGGGCCUCUCAUUGCAGUGGCUUCUCUUGUUGUGGAGCACGGGCUCUAGUCGCGCGGGCUUCAGUAGCUGUGGCAUGCCGGCUCAGUAGCUGUGGCUCGCGGGCUCUAGAGCGCAGGCUCAGUAGUUGUGGUGCACGGGCUUAGUUGCUUCGCGGCACGUGGGAUCUUCCCGGACCAGGGCUUGAACCCGUGUCCCCUGCAUUGGCAGGCGGAUUCUUAACCACUGCGCCACCAGGGAAGUCGAGGAAUUCUGUUUUGUGUUGAGAUUCGUGCCAGUGACGAGUGCUCGGUCUGGCAACGUCGACCAUUGUGGUAUCGUUGCGUGAUAAACACUGCUCUGCUAUCCAGUUUGCUGACAAGAUAGUCUGCACUGCCCUGUGCCUUAAAAACAUGACAUUCUGUGCCCACUUUUCUUAUUUUGACAUGCUGGGUGUGCACUCAUAGUAAGCAAAAAAAAAAAAAAAAAAGAAUAAAGAGAAUGGAUACAACCGUAUGGUGGCCCUUGAAAUGCUGUUAAGGUCACUGCUGAGUUGUGAGCCGGCAGAGCAAGGGCUGGAAGCCCUGUCACCAGUACUUCGCUGUCAGCACAUGAGAGCAGCUGCAGAUAACACGAGUGGGUGGUAUGGCUGUCUUCCAGUGAAGCUGGAUGCUGACAUCUGAAUUUCAUAGUAAUUCCACAUGUCGUAUAAUUCUUUAAGCUUUUUCCCCCCAACUAUUUAAAAAUGUAUAAACUAUCUUAAUUAAUUAAUUAAUUUCUGUGAGGCACGGCUUGCAGGGUCUCAUUUCCCUGACCAGGGAUUGGGACUUUAUUUAUUUUUCAUUUUUUUAAGAUUUUUUUGAUGUGGACCAUUUUUAAAGUCUUUAUUGAAUUUGUUACAAUAUUGCUUCUGUUUUAUGUUUUGGGUUUUUGGCCGCAAGGCAUGUGGGAUCUUAGCUCCCCGACCAGGGAUCGAACCUGCACCCCCUGCGUUAGAAGGCAAAGCCUUAACCACUGGACUGCCCACAGAUUCCUAACCACUGGAUUGCCAGGGAAUUCUCCGUAUAAACUAUUUUUAGCUCACAGGUGUUUUUUUUUUUUUUUUUUUUUUGCGGUACACGGGCCUCUCACUGUUGCGGUCUCUCCCGCUGCGGAGCACAGGCUCCGGAUGCGCAGGCUCAGCGGCCAUGGCUCACAGGCCCAGCCGCCCCGCGGCAUGUGGGAUCCUCCCAGACUGGGGCACGAACCCAUGUCCCCUGUACCGGCGGGCGGACUCUCAACCACUGAGCCACCAGGGAAACCCAGCUCACAGGUUUUUUUUUUUAAAGGGUGGGGUGGAUUUGGCCUGUGGGCUGUAGUUUGCUAACCUCUGGUCUACCUCAUAGGGUUGUGAGGAUUUAUGUAGCUUCACAUAUAACAUCCUUAGGACAUGUCUGACCAAUGGUGUUUGUUAUUGGCUGUUCCUUUCUUUCAAGGGGCUGGAUUUCAGCAGGUAUUUGGCGACUCUGGUUGUAUGGUCUUUUACCCUCCAUCUAUGGAUGUUUUUCUUUUUAUCUCCAUUUGUUAUGGGAGGGGGUGGGGUGUCAGGUUGUGCCGUCAGAACACUUCUGGGCAGAGGCACUGGCUUUCUUCCCACAUCUAAGUGUCCAUGAUAACCCACCUUUGUAGCCUUGGUGGUGUCUCCUUGUGGGGUUGUGGUGUGGGUGGUGUGUGGUCUGCUGGUCUCAAGGUAGUAAGUUCUAACCUGACAGAGAGAAGGAAGCUCUUUUGAUGGGAUACUAGGGAAGGGAUGGCACCAGUAAGUAUGAAAGUACGUGCUUAUAAUAGGUAAGAUAGGGGCCAAGCUAAUUGAAAUUGAAAUAUUAGAAAGAAGUAUGAUUAUGCCCCUGGUCAUUCUUAAGGUGUUUCAUGGACUUGAGCCUUUGAUUCCAUCUCUCCAUGGGUCCUGGUUUCUCAGACUCCAGAGAAACUGGAAACCAGCUCUGGGGUCUCUAGACUGUGCCUCAGUUGUUUUGAUGCACAGAAUACAGACAUGCACACUCACACCUAAACGUAGGCACAGGGACACACUGAAAUGUGACCUUAUUUGGUGCCCCAAAGAACACAUAGCCAAUAAGUGUAUGAAAAGAUGCUUAUCUUCACUGAUAAUCAAGUGCAAAUUAAGACAACAUUGAAAUGUCUUUGCCUAUCAGAUUGACAAAGGUUUUUUUUUUUUAGAUUGACAAAGAUUUAAAAGACUGAUAAUGUAUACAGUUGGUGAGGGCUACAGGCUUUCUUACACAUCUAGUGGGAGUAGAAGUUGGUACAUUUUCGGGGGGCCACUUGGCAAUAUCUAUCAGUAUUUUACAACGGUCAACCUUAGACACAACAGUUCCACACCUAGCCAUUUUUAAAAAAAAUAAAUUUAUCUAUUUAUUUAUUUUUGGCUGCAUUGGGUCUUCGUUGCUGCACGCGGGCUUUCUCUAGUUAUGGCGAGCAGGGGCUACUCUUCAUUGCGGUGCACGGGCUUCUCAUUGUGGUGGCUUCUUUUGUUGCAGAGCACAGGCACUAGGCACGCGGGCUUCAGUAGUUUGGCACGUGGGCUCAGUAGUUGUGGCUCGCGGGCUCUAGAGCACAGGCUCAGUAGUUGUGCCUGGGCUUAGUUGCUCCGCGGCAUGUGGGAUCUUCCCAGAGCAGGGCUCAAACCCGUGUCCCCUGCAUUGACAGGUGGAUUCUUAACCACUGUGCCACCAGGGAAGCCCCCUAGCCAUUUUUUGUAUAGUACUCAUCCCGGUGAUUAAAGAUCCAGGCCUGGAAUUGUUCACAACCUUCAUUUAAUUUCUUAAAAGUUUAUUUAUUUAUUUUUGGCUGCCUUGGGUCUUUGUUGCAGCAUGCAGGCUUUCUCUACUUGCGGUGCGCGGGGGCUACUCCUCGUUACAGUGCCCAGGCUUCUCACUGCAGUGACUUCUCUUGUUGCGGAGCAUGGGCUCUAGGCACCCAGGCUCAGUAGUUGUGGCUCACUGGCUGUAGAGCACAGGCUCAGUAGUUGUGGGCCAAGCAUGGGCUUAGUUGCUUUGUGGCAUGUGGGAUCCUCCCAGACCACAGCUCGAACCCAUGUCCCCUGCAUUGACAGGCGGAUUCUUAACCAGUGCACCACCAGGGAAGUCCCUACCUUCAUUUAGAAUAGCAUGUAGCAUAUAUAUACCUGAAACUAAUAUGAUAACGUCAGUUAUAUAUAUGACAAUUAAAUUGAAAUAGCGUAUGUAGGUAGCAAUCCAAAUGUCCAUCAGCAGGAUUAUUAACCAUGGCCUGCACCACCAGUAAAGGCGUGAGGUAGGUUUUUAUGUAGUUCCCUAGAAAGAUUUUGAAAAGAGCCAGAGCAGCAAGGAGGCCGCAAAGCUCAGAGUGAGGAACGAGGCCAUUAAAUGUGCAUUUGUUGGGGCUUAGACGUGGUCUGGAGGGGCUUGUGCCUGACUUCAUACAGGGGCUGCCUCUCCGAGGUCAAAGGGGACUCCCAUUUUUUAUUUCCUUCCUGAACUGAGACUGCAGUACUUUUAUGUUUAACACCCCCUCCACCCACCCCAGUGCUCACGGAUCGCCUGAGCUGCACCUCCCGGAAAGCCUAGGAAAGGAGACCUGCUCUGUGCCUGGUCAGGGUUCUCACGUCCCGGCGCUAAUUUAAUAUAUCUCACUGGUGUUUCUUGAGAGGAACAUGGUGGACAGUCAUCCGCCAAUCAGUGGAUGGGUCACCAAAGUCCACGUUCAGCAACUUUUCUGUUCCUGAGGAGUGAAAGGUAGGAUUUAUGAUUGGGGUGAUGGUCGCCUGUCAUCCCCACUUGGGACAGCUGCUCGGCUCUGCGCUCGUGGUUUCAGUUGUGGGUGGCCUAUGUCAGCCUGCCGUGAGAGGCUCACGUCACCGGGCGGUGCAGUUAUCUCCUGAAUCAGGCUGAGGGACUUGCUGCAGAUGCAGGGGUGGUAGGGCGACAAGUCACCUCCAGGGCUGCAGGGUUGGGGGCCAGUCAGACUUGCCAUGGGACCUAGCAGAUGCGUCUGGGAAGGUGAGUCUGUAAUCUGGGCUUCUCAACCACUCAGGUCAGCGUGAACUUUGUGGGACAGAGAGGCUGGUGGCCUGCCAUCCCAGGCCCCAGGAAGAGCCUGGGGACCACACUUGGACGAGAAGGGCGGAGGGCGUUUGGGCGGCCACCCUCAUCUUACCGCCUUUGAUGUCCUGGCCUCGGGCAUCUCCCAGAGACAGCAGGAUUGCAGUGGUGAUCACAGGAUGCUGGGCUGCCAUUCCCAGGCCUGUAGGGGUCAUGGGUGCCUCUGGGCAGAAAGAAGGGCUCUGAGCUUGUCAGGCAGUUUGUAGGUCCUGACCUUUGUGGGGACAAGUGAGCGGGAGUUCUGGGGCCAGGUGGUCUCAGCCAUGACAACCACAAGUGGAGCUGAGGCCCAGUCCUGAGUUUGGUAAAGCCCCUUCUCUCCACGGCACCUUUGGGGGGCUUUAGGACAGAAGAGGAGCUGCGAGUCUGUGGACUCCCCUUGGAGCUGUGGACGAGGCAGUGGGUGAGGGUGGGAUUCUGGGAGGGUUACUCAGCUAAGCGAGGGAGGGGAGUAGAGUGUUCUGCUUGAAUAAUGUUUCAGAGCCCCCAGGGGACCUAAGGCGUUAACACUGUCUACCCCAGGCAAGGGCGGGCCUGUGGGGAGGUUCAGGAUGUGCUUCUUCAACAGUGAGGGGCUGGGUGCAGGGGAUGCAGCAUAAAUCAGACAGGUUCUUGCCCUGGAGGAGCCAGAUGCAGGGGCGAUGCCGGCUGAGCCUCGCUGCCAGGGCUGCAGGGGCAGCACGGGAAGAGCAGGGGCAUCGUUUCCCCCCAUUUAGCCCCAGGCCUGUGUCAGUGUCCUUCCAGCCCGUGCCCAUAGCCACUACCUGCCCUGUCCCCGCCCCUGUCCUAAGCAGGCUGGGCCUGGCUCAGGGGUGUCUGCUCUGGCUGGGGAGACAGCCAGGGGACUCGGGGGCUUCAUGAAGGCUCAUCACGCAGAAGGCAGCCGGGCAGAGGGGACAGUGAGGGCUCGUCCUGAGGGCCCUCAGGUCCUCUCUGUGCUCCUCCGACUUCCAUCUUUGGACCUCCUCCUCCCUCUGCUCUGGGCCCCGCCCUCUGUGCCCCUGUCCACCCGAGGCCGCCCCUGGCUCAAGCCUGGCCUUUCCACAUCUCCCGGACAUCCACCCCACUGAGGCGGGCGCCCGUCCAGCUCAGCUCUCUAGGAAGGCAGGUGGCAAGUGCGCCGUGGAGCCUCCUCCCUCUUCUGCCCUCUGCGCCUUCUCCGCGCUCUCCCCAGCUGGCCUUGACCUCUUCUGCUCCCUGCCCUUCCCCAGCAGGGUUGGCACCACCAUGGGAAGCAGAGUCCUCCAGCACUUCUGCCCCACAGCAUCAGGUCCGAGGGUGCUGGAGUCGCCCACCUGCGCACGUGGGGCCCAGAGCAGGAGCCGCCUGCUCCCAUUUCCAGCCUCAUUUCCUGGCUAGUCCCCGCCUCCCCCAGGUUCCAGCUGCUUCUGGGGAGCCAGGACCUGGAUUUCUUCCUCCUGCCCCAGCAGAGAGGACAGUGGUGGAUAAGCGGCAGCCUCCAUUUCACCCCCCUCUGUGUCUGCCAGCUUCUGGGGUGGGCAGGGAGAGUAACAGGGUACCCCUCGCUCCCCAUUAAAAAUACAGACUCUGUGAAAGGGGACAGAAAGUGGGUGCGGUAAUUGCCAUGAAGCCAGUCCGGAGGGCGUGCUGCGAUGCACCAGCCCCAUGACAGAGGCCUGCUCUGGCCGGGCAGUUCGCCUGGCAGCAGGUUGGACAUUGCAGAGCGAGGUCCUGAUGCGAGAGGUGGGCACCUGGCUCCUGACCUGCACUUGCAUCUGCGCCUGGGUCGGCUUGGGCGUCUCUGUCCCAGGGGACAGAGGAGGUAAGGACUGGCACUGUGUGUGGGGGGGGUGCUGUGGGGGCAGAGCUGGGGACAGGGGUGCCCCCGUCAGGCUCCACGGGGAAGGGUUGGGUUUGGGCUGUGCGGGACCUGUCUUCCUGAGAUCAGCCGGGGCUUCAGCCCCACCCAGGUUGCACGCUCAGAGCCCAUCCCCUCGGGGUCUCCCAGCCUUGCCCGCGGUAACUUCUCCUGGGCUCGUUCUCUGGGGCCUGCCUGUCCGAGGGGUCAGCUGCCACGCCCUCCCCCUCCCCCAGCCCUGCCCUGAAGCAGCCACUGUGGGCUUGCAAGGGUCACUGUUCCCAGGGCCUGGGACUUUCACGUGCCACACCAACAACGUCCUCAGGAUUGACUGCCACUGGUCUGCCCCAGAGCUGGGCCAGGGGGCCGGCCCCUGGCUGCUCUUCACCAGCAACCACGCUCCAGGCAGCAAGCACAGGUGCGUCUUCCGGGCCAGCGUGUGCACAGUGGAGCUGCCACCCGAGGAGGUGCUCGUGCCUUCUGACAACUUCACCAUCACCUUCCACCGUCACGUCUCUGGGAAGGAGCAGGUCAGCCUGGUGGAUCCACAGUACCUGCCCCGGAGACAUGAGGCUGGAGGAAGUCGCUGCUGUCUUGUCCCACCUGGGGCUUCUCUGGACCAGUUUUCCAGUGAGGCCUCUGCUCUGAGAAGGCCUUGGCCACGUGCCCCGUCCUUCCUGGGAAUCUUUGCGAUCCCCAGUCCUGGGCAUGCUGGCCCGCACACCGUUACACAGCUUCAUUCUGUUUCAGUGAAGCUGGACCCUCCCUCAGACUUGCUGAGCAACAUCACUUCUGACCACUGUGUCCUGACCUGGAGCAUCAAUCCUGCCUUGGAGCCGCUGGCCUCACUCCUCAGCUACGAGCUGGCCUUCAAGAGGCAGGAGGAGACCUGGGAGCGGGCUCGGCACAAGGAUCACAUCGUUGGGGUGACCUGGCUGAAACUUGAAGCCACUGAAUUGGACCCUGGUUCCACCUAUGAGGCCCGGCUGCGUGUCCAGAUGGCCACACCAGAGGACGCGGUGGCGGAGGAGGAGCGCUAUGAGGGCCCAUGGAGUGACUGGAGCCAGCCCGCCCGCUUCCACUCCCCCCAGAGACAAGAGGUACUGGAAAGGAUCUCGGACCCUGGUGAUCUUAUGGAUGGGAAAGGCAAGGCCCAGGGGUGCGUGAUUCACCCAGAGUACUCUCGGAGGCGCGACAUAAACCUUCCAUUUUGGCCUGAGGCGCCCAUCCAGGUGCUUUUGCCAGGUGAGUUUGGAGGAACACAGCCCUGGGCCCUUCCUGCUAUAGGUCUCCUGGUCCCAGCUUUGGGGCAGCGCGACAGCACCCUGGUCUCUGUGUCCAUCUUUCUCCUGCUGACCAGCCUGACCUACCUGCUGUUCAAGCUAUCACCCAGGAUGAAGACAGCCUUGUACCAGGACGUGCCGUCCCCAGGCCCGUUCUUCCAGUCCCUGUACAGUGUGCACAACGGGGACUUUCAGACCUGGAUAGGGGCCCACAGAGCUGGUCCACAGCCAAGCCCGGACUGCACAGGCCCCGCACGAGGAGCCUGGGAGACCCGUGUCCGGGAGGCCAUCGCUUUGCUCACCUAUGACCCGGUGGACGUGGGGCCGUUAGCGGGCCUGGAGGAGGAGGGGAGCACUGGCACCGGCCUCCCAGCAGAUGCGCUGCCCGCAGGAUGUGUGGAGGAGGGGGGGCCGCUGCCCGCCUACCUGCCACAGGAGGCCUGGGCCCCCGCAGGCCCUACCAGGCUGGCUCCCCCGCAGUCCCAGGGCAGCAGCAGCGACUACUGUGCCCUGGGCUGCUCCAGGUGGGGCUGCCCCUCCACCUUCACAGGAAGCGCACAGAGCUCUGAGCCCGACGCUGCCUUGGCCUGUGGCCCUUUCUGUGACCAGCAGAGCCUGGAUGCCCGGCCAGGAGGUAACUGUGCAGGCGUUGGUCACAGUCAGAGGCAGGACGCUGGUGGAUGGGCCGCAUGAGGCUCUCCUGCUCUCGGCAGACCGUGGGCUCCGUCCCCACAGUGCUGCAGCACGUCCAUCCUGGGGAACAUGAAGCAAAGUCCCUGGAGCCAACACUUGACUGGCACUGGACCUGCGGAGGGCCACCCAUGCAGCGGUCACAUGUCCGGUCCGGGUGGAGGCAAGAGGCUCUCCCCUCCUCCCCUCCCUCUGCAUCUGUCGGGAGGGGGCUCUGGCCUCAGCAUCCUGCCAUCCUGGCCCCCCGUCCAUCACUUCCCUCCCCGCUUCCUGGCUUAACCCCAGGGCCCACAGCCAGUUCUGCCCUCAGUCCCUUAAAGGGCCAGCCUGGGCCCCGUGGACACAGGUGAGACACCGUGACCAGGCCUAGUGUCCUGUUUCUGCGCCUUCCUGAGGUCUCUCCCCUACUGAGAUUAAAAGGAACAUAGCAGCUGUUUCAAACUGCUGAUGGCUGGGAGAGGGGCCCAGACAACAUAGGAAGGGUGGCGUCUGGCUAUUCCUGGGCUUUCUGGGCUCCACAAAUAGCAGAGGGAGGCUCAGCGACCAGCUCCAGGGAGGCCGCCUCCCCGCCCCUCCUUGUCGGCCCCCGGGGGCUGAGUGCUAUGGCCAGAGUGACCACCCAGCAGUGGUCUUGGCCUCUGAAGGGCCCUGCUUCUACCCCCACCCCCGUGGUCUGGAGAGAGGGGGACAGAGCAGAGGGCGCCUGUGUCCGUCCCUUAGGGCUGCCAUAAUGAAGUCCCACAAACUAGGUGGCUUAGAAGGCACCAGGGAGGAUCUGAUUCAGGGUUCCCUGCACCUCUGGUAGUUUCUGGCUUGGGACAGCGCAGCUCCAGUCCUCACAAGGUGUUUUCCCUCUGUGUGUCCCUGUCCAAAGCCCCUCUUUUUAUACCAAUGUAAUCAUAGUGGAUUAGGGCCAACCUGAAUGACUUUAUUUUGGCUGGAUUAUCUGUAAAGACCCUAUUUCCAUAUAUGGUCAUGUUCACAUGUACUGGGGGUUAGGACUUCAACAUAUGAAUUUCUGGGCAGUGCCCCUGCCAGCCAUGUCCACCUCUCUGCUGGCCUGAGGCGCCGUGGUCCCUCCCAGGGCAGCCCCGUCACUCUUACUCGGGGCCUCAGGCAGGAGACCCUAUCCCGCCGCCGGGCUGCGGGACUUGGGUCUGGUGCUGGGAUCCUCCACCCAGUGAGGGCUGGACCAAGACUGUCCUGGCGUUGGAGGUGCUGAAGUACUGAAUGUGGGAUAGAUGGAGGUUUGUCUCCCUGGGUGCUGAGCCAGAGGGAGCACCUCUCUGGGGGUCCAGGGUCCCCUGCAGCCUGAGCAGAGAGGAGCACAUGCAGCCCCAGGCCCCUGAAGGCAAAGGUCCCCUCUGUGUGCCUGUGGAGCCCUGAGGUUUUGCGGGGGCCGCAGCAGAGCCAGAUCCUGGUCAGCAGGGAUGAAGAGGACCCCGCAUGUAUCUUCAGUAUCCAGAGAGCGGAGGGGUGUAGAUGGAAAUGAGGCACAGGCACCAUCCGCUCUAACCAAGGGUAAAAAUACCAGCGUGACUCCACUUCCUGGAGCCUGUGUAUAUGACAGCAGCUGCGUGGCUCCUGUGGCUUCACGUGGACUUGGGCCCCCAUGGGAUUCCACACCCUGGGACAGUGUUCGUUUGACUAACACACUCGGUCCUGGUGGCACCUGAGUGAGGAGCUACUCAGAGGCCGGUGGUUGUAGGUGAGCCGCGCCCGCCCCUCAGGACACAGGCCUGGCAGUACCUGAGCCAGGUGCCUGCAUGUCGUGGGGCUCAGAAAAUGCUAAUUUCCACUUAUCCGACGAGACGACCCUUGGAAACUGCACGCUGAGAUCGCAACGUUCGAAAGACCCCGUGAGCCCUGGUGAGGGGUCGCUGAUCCCCAGGUGUCUAGGAAGGAGUCAGAGAAGGUGGCCUGGGACUCGAUGAGGAAGCUGCUGGUGGAGGAGCUGAGUGCACGGUGUGGCUGGAGCACAAAGGUCCAAAAUGUGGCUGGACCGGGGAAGACCUUGGAGGCCAGGCCAGGGCAGGGUGAGGGGAGCAAACUCACCCUGCUCAGGGGAGGCUGCAGGACGCUUUCUCUUUCUUUGGCUUUUGAUGAGGUGAAGUUUACAUAGUACGAAAGUAACCAUUUUAAAGUGUACAAUUCAGUGACAUUUAGUACGUCUGUAAUAUUUGCAACUAUCACCUCUAUCUAGUUCCAAAACAUUUUCACCCUCCAAAGGGAAAUCCCCUGCCCCUUAAGCGGUCACUCUCCUCCCCACCCUCCCUCUGACCUCUCGCCACUACGAGUCCACUUUCUGUCUCUGGAUUUACCUACUGUGGAUAUUUCAUAUAAAUGGAGUCAUAUAAUGCAUGGCCUUUCGUGUUCAUUUUUUUCUCCUAGCGUAGUGGUUUUUUUUAAAAUAAAUUUAUUUAUUUUAUUUAUUUAUUA
Messenger RNA from Orcinus orca (killer whale), 11371 nucleotides. RefSeq names its product interleukin-9 receptor. The transcript is spliced from 8 exons. Bases 6767 to 8935 code for a protein of 722 amino acids. Gene Ontology annotation, cellular component: external side of plasma membrane; membrane. Gene Ontology annotation, biological process: cytokine-mediated signaling pathway; immunoglobulin mediated immune response. NCBI's taxonomy places the organism in Eukaryota, Metazoa, Chordata, Mammalia, Artiodactyla, Delphinidae. The record is from RefSeq and is a predicted model, not a curated record. Gene Ontology annotation, molecular function: interleukin-9 binding; interleukin-9 receptor activity.